Podarcis lilfordi (Lilford's wall lizard) is the source of this 309-nucleotide messenger RNA. The record is from the annotation of a GenBank genome assembly. NCBI's taxonomy places the organism in Eukaryota, Metazoa, Chordata, Lepidosauria, Squamata, Lacertidae.
AUGGUGCCAAACGGUUGCAAAAGCUCCCCUGAAAGGUUUGUCGGUGUAAACAGAAGGCUUUUUGUCACAGGAAAAGAAAUCAGCCCCCGACAACUUAACCGGCAGAAAAAGAUUUUUUCAAAAAAAAGCCCUGAGCCCCCGGGGUCACAAUUUCAUCAAAAAUCUGACUUUCGGAAAUUCACUCAAAAAUGGGGCCUAAUGGUUGCAAAUGUUCGCCUGAAAGGUUUGGCGGUCGAAACAGAAGACUUUUUAUCACAUGGCAGGAAAUCAGCCCUCGACAACUUAACCGAGCGGAAAAGAUUUUUUUGA